CAUCAAUGACUUGGGCUGAUGCUGAGAUGAAUUGUCAGGCUCGAGGUGGACACCUUGCAUCAGUGCACAGAUUUGAUGAGUAUUACUUUAUUCAGGGAAUGAUAGUGAGGCAGACUGGAAUGUAUCCAAAAACAUGGCUUGGAGGUUCAGACGCACAACAGGAGAGAACUUGGCUGUGGAGUGAUGGUUCAUAUUAUAACUUUGGGUACUGGUGUCCAGGAGAGCCUAACAACCAAUAUGGCAAUCAGCACUGUUUGCAGAUGAACUUUGGUGAUCAAAAAUGCUGGGAUGAUUUGCAGUGUUAUUCCUACCUCCCAUUCGUCUGUGCAAAGACACUUGAAUCCUGCCUUGGCUGACGAGCCUGUCAAGAACUCCAUCU
Labrus bergylta (ballan wrasse) is the source of this 379-nucleotide messenger RNA. NCBI's taxonomy places the organism in Eukaryota, Metazoa, Chordata, Actinopteri, Labriformes, Labridae. The record is from RefSeq and is a predicted model, not a curated record.